This is a messenger RNA of Didymella exigua CBS 183.55, 2473 nucleotides long. RefSeq names its product amino acid permease. Gene Ontology annotation, molecular function: amino acid transmembrane transporter activity. Gene Ontology annotation, cellular component: membrane. The record is from RefSeq and is a predicted model, not a curated record. The transcript has 2 exons. The coding region runs from base 352 to 2142 and encodes 596 amino acids. Gene Ontology annotation, biological process: amino acid transmembrane transport. Lineage: Eukaryota; Fungi; Ascomycota; Dothideomycetes; Pleosporales; Didymellaceae.
CAUGUCUCCAAUAAUGCGGAGCGUCUGCUGCCGUUGCAUCACGGCCCAGUGACAGAUAGGCAGGGCCCGCCGCCCUAGCCCAAAUGCCCUCCCACCCCGGCGCCUAAGAUCACUCAAGUCUUACCGUCUCGUAGACCCCUGGUCAGUUCCCCCCGGUCAUUCCACUGGACUGUAAAAUAGGUCUGGGUCCCUGCCAUCUGGGCGUCAGCACGACAGACGACUUUAUCUCCCAAGCCUUUCAACGAGAACGAGCGCGACGACCCACGCUGCACUGCAGCAACACUACCCGAGCUUGCAGCGCCCGCUGUUGUUCUCUUUGGCUCACAUCCGGACUUGCUGCUGUCAUCCACAAUGGUCGUCGACGACGACAUGUACGGCACCGAAAAGAGCUUUGGAAGGGGAUCGCAAAACUCAGAUUACUAUGGCGAGAGCUCCGCGCGUCGAGGCGGGAUAGCUAUGAGGGUGCUGGACAGUUUCAAGAGGGAUCCCAACUCGGUUUUGCCGCUGAAAGGAGGCUCGGGCGUCGAUGGAACCGUCUACGAUGUCGAGCAGGCGGCGGCGAACACGGCGAGCUCACCACUGGCACGGAAGCUAAAAGGCCGUCACUUGCAGAUGAUUGCGAUCGGAGGCUCAAUAGGUACGGGUCUCUUCGUCGGUUCGGGUCAGGCACUAGCCAAUGGUGGGCCAGCAGCGCUAGUGAUAGCGUACUGCUUGGUUGGUAUCAUGCUGUACUGCACCGUCCAUGCCCUGGGUGAGAUGGCAGUCUUGUUCCCCGUUGCUGGUUCCUUCUCGGCCUACUCGACUCGCUUCAUCGACCCGGCGUGGGGGUUUGCCAUGGGAUGGAACUAUGCUCUGCAAUGGCUCGUCGUCCUGCCGCUUGAAAUCGUUGCUGCGACUUUCACUAUCGAGUACUGGACCAAGGACGACCACAUCAUCGACAACAACAUCUACGUUACCAUCUUCUUAGUCCUCAUCGUCAUCAUCAACCUGUUUGGUGUCAAAGGGUACGGCGAGGCUGAGUUCGUCUUUGCCAUCAUCAAGAUCACUGCCGUGAUUGGGUUCAUCAUCCUCGGUAUCAUCAUCAACAUCGGUGGCGGACCAGAUGGGGGCUACAUCGGUGGCAAGUUCUGGCGCGACCCAGGGCCUUUCAACAAGCAGAACGGUUUCAAGGGCGUUUGCAGUGUCUUCGUGAACGCUGCCUUUGCCUUCUCCGGAACCGAGCUGGUUGGCCUGGCAGCAGCAGAAACCGCCAAUCCUCGCAAGUCUCUUCCUACCGCUGUCAAGCAGGUCUUCUGGCGAAUCUCCCUGUUCUACAUUGUCUCGCUCACAGUCGUUGGUCUGAUUGUAUCGCAAGACAACCCGAACCUUCUGCAAAAUAAGAAUGGCGUCAACGCAGUCGCGUCUCCGUUCGUCAUCGCAAUCGAAAACGCCGGCAUCCAAGGUCUUCCCUCCGUCUUCAACGCAGUCAUCAUGAUCGCCGUGCUCUCCGUCGGCAACUCCUCCAUCUACGGUUCCUCCCGCACCCUCGCCGCGCUCGCAGAGCAACACCAAGCGCCCAGGAUCUUCGCAUACAUCGACCGCCAAGGCCGGCCUCUUGUCUCCAUCGCCCUCGCGCUCAGCAUCGGCCUCCUCGCCUACCUUGCCGGCACAGACGACAGCCUCCGCGACGACGUCUUCAACUGGCUUCUCGCCCUCUCCGCCCUCUCCUCUGUCUUCACCUGGCUCUCCAUCUGCCUGUCGCACAUCCGCUUCCGCAAGGGCUGGCGCGUGCAGGGCCACAGCCUCUCCGAGCUCGCCUUCCUCUCCCAGCCGGGGCUGAUCGGGUCGUACAUCGGGCUCCUCCUCAACGCGGUCGUGCUCAUCGCGCAGUUCUGGGUCGCCUUUGCGCCGCUGGGCGAAUACAGAGAUCUGUCCACGAGCGUGCGGCUGCAGCGCUUCUUCAGCGUAUACCUCGCGCUCCCCGUCACCAUCGCCUUCUACAUCCCGUACAAGCUGUACUACCGCACGAGCGUGGUGCGCAGCCACAACAUGGAUCUGCACACGGGCAUUCGCGAGCUGAACAUCGAGGUACUGAUCGAGGAGGAGCGCGAGGAGCGCAAGAAGUGGCCGCGUUGGAAGAAGUUGUACAAAUUCAUGUGCUGACAGCCGCGAGCGCGUGCUCUUCCGCAGCGCCUCGGCGCAGUCUGUUCCUUGCAGCGUUCUCGCAUCGCAUUUCGUUUAUCCGCGCCGGAGUUGAUACCAGGCGGCAUGCUCCCCGCAUCGCGCAGCCUUUGCACGUUUUCUGUUGUACGCAUUACUAGAGCAAGGAAAGUGUAGAUAGGGAGAGACUAGGCGCAGCAUUGGAAUGGUAAUGAAGCAGCUUCGACAUUGCACAUGCAGCAUAUACAGCAUAUACAAAGAUGGCAUUGCCCUAACGCGUCUUCCAACUCCCGACCGUUGCUCGUGAUGCUGGCUCGCUAAAGCCCCGCCGACC